AGAAGCGUAGUGAUUUUGACCAGUUCUAACCUCUGUUGCUUUGAAUCUGUAGGUGAGAUUUGUGGAUUUAAAAUUCAUGGGCAAAAUGUCCCCUUUGAAGCAGUGGUAGUGGAUAAAUCCACUGGUGAGGGAAUAAUACGCUCCAAAGAAAAACUCGACUGUGAACUACAGAAGGACUACACGUUCACCAUACAGGCCUAUGACUGUGGGAAGGGACCAGAUGGAGCAAAUGCAAAAAAAUCCCACAAAGCCACAGUACACAUUCAGGUGAAUGAUGUUAAUGAGUAUUCUCCCGUGUUCAAAGAGAAAUCGUACAAAGCAACGGUUAUUGAAGGGAAGAGGUAUGAUAACAUUCUGAAAGUGGAAGCAGUGGAUGCAGAUUGUUCACCUCAGUUCAGCCAGAUCUGCAACUAUGAAAUUGUAACUCCGGAUGUUCCUUUUGCUAUUGACAAGGAUGGUUAUAUCAAAAACACAGAAAAGUUGAGCUAUGGCAAAGAGCAUCAGUAUAAACUGACAGUAACUGCGUAUGACUGUGGGAAGAAGAGAGCUGCUGAGGAUGUAUUGGUUAAAAUUAGCAUUAAGCCUACGUGCAAGCCUGGCUGGCAAGGUUGGAGCAAAAGAAUAGAAUAUGAACCCGGUACUGGUUCUUUAGCACUCUUCCCAAGUAUGCGUUUGGAGACAUGUGAUGAGCCAAUAACCUCAGUUCAGGCAACAGUUGAACUAGAAACCAAUCAUAUUGGGAAAGGCUGCGAUAGAGACACCUAUUCUGAGAAAUCCAUUCACAGACUCUGUGGUGCUGCUUCUGGCACAGCUGAACUGCUUCCUUCUCCAAGUAGUGCUGCGAACUGGACGAUAGGACUUCCUACUGAUAAUGGUCACGACAGUGACCAAGUCUUUGAGUUCAAUGGCACACAGGCUGUGAAGAUUCCAGAUGGUGUUGUCACAGUCAAUCUGAAAGAACCCUUCAUGAUUUCAGUGUGGAUGAGGCAUGGGCCUGGAACCAAAGAGAAGGAGACAAUUCUUUGCAAUUCAGACAAGACAGAUAUGAAUCGACACCACUACACGCUGUACCUGCACAACUGCCGCCUUGUUUUCCUCUUCCGACAAGAUCCUUCAGAGGGAAAGACAUACAAGCCUGCAGAAUUCCACUGGAAGCUAAAUCAAGUUUGUGACAAAGAAUGGCACCAUUACGUCCUCAAUGUUGAAUUUCCUGCAGUGACACUUUAUGUAGAUGGUGUUUCAUAUGAUCCUUUCCCAGUGACUGAAGAUUAUCCGCUUCAUCCUUCAAAAAUAGAAACUCAGCUAGUAGUUGGGGCCUGCUGGCAAGGUAACUGUUUACAAUUGUUAAUACACUUAAUUAGGUCUUUUUUUUUUAUAAUGAGAUCUUUGUGGUUAGCCUAGCAAUACAUAGUUAAU
This is a messenger RNA of Meleagris gallopavo (turkey), 1416 nucleotides long. NCBI's taxonomy places the organism in Eukaryota, Metazoa, Chordata, Aves, Galliformes, Phasianidae. The record is from RefSeq and is a predicted model, not a curated record.